AAAAAUAAGGCACCUGUCUUACAGUAAUUUGUUUUUCAGUGGGAAGGCCCUGGUAGGAAGGGCUGGCUUAUAUAUUGCACUUCCUUCAUCAGAACAAAAAGGUGCUUCUGACCAAACACCUGAGAUAACCCGAGAGGGGUUUUUAUUGCCUUUGGAUACCAUUUUACAAAACAGGCAAAAUGAGAGACAUGCUGGUGAAACUGAAGACCAUCAAUGAGGAACAGGAGGGUCACAAAGGCGGGAUUUCUGAAAAGGAUUUUUAUGGAGACAACGGAACUCUGCUUCAGCAGGCUGUCCUUUUUGAGAAGUCCUCACCUGUGGAGAACAUCCUAAAGGAGGCCAACACAAUACGCAGGGAGAUCGCCUCGCUUCGCUCCGAGGUGCAACGUCUAAACGCCAACAACGAACGCUACGCCACAACUGUCACCUGCCUCUCCCUUCUGAAAAAGGACUCGGAUGCCAUCGCUAGAAGAAUCCAGCAUCGAGGCGAGUCGGUGUACGCCCGUUUACAGGCUCUGGGUAAGAACUGCAAACAGCUAGAGGAGCAAGAGGGCGCCAGCUCGGCCGUUUGUCGCAUUGCCCGCGCCCAGUACGACACGCUGACCCAUGCCUUCCAAUCUGCGAUGAGCGACUACAACACGGCUGAGGACAAGCAGAGGAAUAUAUGCAGGAAGAGGAUCAAGAGGCAAGCCUCCAUCCUGGGGAAACACAUCAGCGAUGAGCAGCUGGACGUGAUGGUGGAAAAGGGUGGCGAGGGCUGGACGGAGCUGUCCCAGGACUUUCACCCGCAGGGUGUAGGCUCGUGCCGUAUGGCCAUGUGCGACAUCAAAGGCAGACACAAGGAGCUGGUGGAGCUGGAGGCCCGGCUGAAGCAGGUCCACGAGCUGUUCCUGCAGACGGCUACACUGGUGGAGGAACAGGGAUCCAUUUUAAAUAGCAUCGAGGUCAACGUGCGCCGCGUCGAGGAGCACAGUGAAAACAUCAACUGUAAUAUGAAAAGGGCCAUACAUUACAAGAAGAAGAACCCCUUUUUACAGUGCUGUCCCUGUCUGCCAUGCUGGGGACAACAGAAUUUCUUUUAG
This is a messenger RNA of Austrofundulus limnaeus, 1082 nucleotides long. Lineage: Eukaryota; Metazoa; Chordata; Actinopteri; Cyprinodontiformes; Rivulidae. The record is from RefSeq and is a predicted model, not a curated record.